CAUCUUGGUUCUUCGAUAUCCAGAUUGCUGCAUCUCUUGAGUCUCCAUUCUCACCACCAGAGAGAACCCAUCUCCUACACUUUUACCUACCUUUUUCCAGCCUUAUCGUUGUUGGCAAGCCCCAGAAUCAUCGCCUGUUCCCAGCAACGCUGCCAUGGGUCUCCUCGAUCUCCCGCCCGAGAUCCUUGACCUGAUCAUCGACCGCACGGCACCCGAUGGUCUGGAAAACUUCGUCCUCUCAUGCCGUGCCGUUUACUCUCGCGCCGCAUCACAAAUUCAACGCCACAAUUCUCUGAAAAGGACCUGGCGCCAUAUAUCUAACUUAAGUACAACUCGGCUCCAUGACACAUUGGCUAUCUUGCACGAGAUAUCACGUGAACCGAUCAUUGCUGAGUACAUCGAGAGCUUGUUCUUGUGGGAUCGCGGCUCAGAAGAUGAGGUCAUGGAUGAAGAUGCCGAGUAUAGUUUCCGCGACGACGAAGAGGCAAUGAAAGAGAUUAAAAGCUUGCUGCGAAGGACCGAACUUUACGCCAAUACCGACGAGAACGAAUGGUGGAGCCAGAUUCUGGAAGAGGAUAGGACCCAUAAUGGAUCCAAAGUCGACAAACUCUACGCAACUAUUGCCUUGUUGAGUCUGUUGCCCAAUCUCAAAGUGCUACAGCUACCAGACAGGUGGCAUGAAACUCGAGAAGGUGAGGGCGCCGAGGAUCUUGUUCCCCUUGUGCAGGCUUUGGUUUCCAUGUCCAACGCCCCAGGGCAUCGAAAAAAGCCUUUGGCGCAACUGGAGACCUUGUUACCAUUCGUGGAGGAAGGAUACGAUAUCAGAGUUGGUCUCCAGGUUAUAGAGCCGCUCAUGGUGUUGAAAAGUAUUAGAAAUAUCUAUGCAGUUAGCUGUACAGCUGUCGACGAAGGCUGGGGGGGUCCCGGGUUUCGCUGGCUAAAUCCAAAUGCGAAGUCGCCCCUGACACGGGUCGAGUUUGCAAGCUGUUGUAUGAAUGCAACUGGUCUCGCAGGUUUUCUGUCAAAUGUACCAGCAUUACAGGUGUUCAGAUACUCACACCAAACCAAAUGGCACGGUGUCCAAUACGACUGGAACCCUGGAGAAAUCCUAGAAACGCUCGCCAACUAUUGCAGCGGGACCUUGGUUGACAUUGCGAUAACCAUCGACGAACUGUUUGGUGAAAUCAUAAAUGGUCUGUCUUCGUUUCUCCGCUUCACAAAACUAGAAAGAUUAGAAGUUGAUGUAGAAUGUUUCUGCGGACCGCCACUGGAAAGCGGUCAGCGACAGGGCGCAGAAGCAAGAAUUCCUGAAGGCGCCGUCGCAUGGCGCCAUGCAGACAUACCGUGUAUGGGUGACAUGCUUCCCGACAGUAUGCGAGAGCUCCAUGUCAACACAAACUUCCCACAGCCAUCUGAAGAGUCUCUCCUAGCUCUUUUCAAGAACAUAGUAGCGCGACGGCAGGACAAGCUGCUAAAUCUACACACGGCGGUCAUCCGCCAGUACCGAUCAUCGAGUGCGAAGUACAUUGCGGAAAACCACCAAGUUCUGAUUGAAGUUUUCGACCAAGAAGUAGAGAACCCACGGCCGAGGUCCAUGAUGCCGCUCUGGAAGAGGGAAUUUGACAGACGUGUGGGGGGUAUUGUAUCCUCCUAGUGGGCUUCUCGCGCUUCUCAUGCUGCUCCUACACCAGCUUGAAUUGGGUACCAUCCUGGUCACAUCGUGGCGCAGUCCUCGGUUCACGCUUCUCAAGCAGGGCGCAUAGCUCUUAUUCGGAGAUUAUCAAGACAGGUAGGGUCUGUGGAGCCCCACGACCUUAGCAUAUACAGGACAUACUAUGUAGAUGCAUACUUGUAUUCAAUGCCG
Bipolaris sorokiniana ND90Pr is the source of this 1864-nucleotide messenger RNA. RefSeq lists its product as uncharacterized. NCBI's taxonomy places the organism in Eukaryota, Fungi, Ascomycota, Dothideomycetes, Pleosporales, Pleosporaceae. The record is from RefSeq and is a predicted model, not a curated record. Bases 155 to 1654 code for a protein of 499 amino acids. The transcript has a single exon.